AUGAAUUUGACCAUUGCUGUCGAUGAUACUGACCAGAUUAUCACUGCAGACCUACCCGACGAUUUGGGGCUGGCAGAUUUCCAAGCGUAUCUCAAGUCCGAAACAAAUAUCCCCGAGAACCAACAAGUGCUUGUUUUCGACGGCAAGCAGGUAGAUCUUGGAAAAGCGGGCACUCUGAAGGAUCUCGGUCUCAAGGAUGACGAUCUGUUGGUCUUGAAGAAGAACCAACCACAGACUCAGAGUUACUUAGACUCGCAGCUCGAAACGGUUCGUCAACAGUAUCUGUCGAAUCCUCAGAUCCAGAGCACGUUGGACCCUGAAACAAGAGCCGCCUUGAACGAUCCCGCCAGAUUCAGAGAACUCGCACUGAAAAUGGUGGAGAACCAACGUCAAUUGCAAGCAGACCACCAAAAAGAACUCAGCCAGCUGUAUAGUAAUCCCGACGAUCCAGAGAACCAGAAAAAAAUCAUGGAACUUAUCAACCAGGAAGCGAUCGAAGAAAACAUGCGCACAGCCAUGGAAAUCUCGCCAGAAUCGUUCACCAGCGUUCACAUGUUGUACAUCAACUGCGAAGUGAACGGCACCCCGGUGAAGGCUUUUGUUGAUUCCGGUGCUCAAACAACAAUUAUUUCUCCAUCUUUGGCAGAGAAAACAGGACUCACCAGACUGAUCGAUAAAAGAUUUAUUGGAGAGGCCAGGGGUGUGGGGUCGACCAAAAUCCUUGGAAGAGUGCAUUCUGCUCCGUUGAAGAUCGAGUCAGGAUACUUUCCCUGCACCUUCACGGUUAUCGACACGCACGUUGAGAUGUUGCUUGGAUUAGACAUGUUGAGGAGAUAUCAAGCCAACAUUGAUUUGAAACGCAACCAGCUAGUGAUUGACGGCAUUGCUACGACGUUCUUACCUGAGCACGAGUGUCCUAACAUGAUGCAACAGGUUUCUCCUUCGCAGCUUGGAGGCAACAUUUUCAGCUUGAAUGACGCACCUAGUGGAGCAGGUGCUUCUAGUGCACCAAGCAGAGCUGGUCCUGUGAAGAAACCCAAGGUGGAGGCUCCAAAAAAGACUGCAGACGCGGCGAAAGUGGAGCAGCUGGUUGCGAUGGGAUUCGACCGCAAACAAGCGGAACUGGCGUUGCAACAAACCAACAAUAAUUUGGAAUUAGCUGCCGGGAUGUUAUUUGACUAG
This is a messenger RNA of Ogataea philodendri, 1182 nucleotides long. RefSeq lists its product as uncharacterized. The coding region runs from base 1 to 1182 and encodes 393 amino acids. The transcript has a single exon. The record is from RefSeq and is a predicted model, not a curated record. Gene Ontology annotation, biological process: proteolysis. Gene Ontology annotation, molecular function: aspartic-type endopeptidase activity; protein binding. Lineage: Eukaryota; Fungi; Ascomycota; Pichiomycetes; Pichiales; Pichiaceae.